AUGGACCCCACCGACGACCCCGUCAUCGCCUCCUACGACAUCUGCCUCACCGACUCAGAAAUCUCGCGCUACGUCCUCCAAUACCUCGACCGACCCACGGGCUCCGCAUAUGACGACCGCCACGGCCAGAAACCCACCUCCUUCCGCCUGAAGCCCAAGACGGGGCUGGUGGAAGUCGACGUCCCCAUCAACACACGCGUGAAUUACGAUGUCAGCAAGGGAUUGCGCUACGGUGAUGCAUUGAAGAAGAGCAAGAGUGCGCGCGAAGGCGGCGCGUUUGGUAUGGCGGGUGGGUUUAGUUCCGGGGGUGCUGGUGGUGCGCCGGCGAAGGUGAAGAUGGAGGAUGCGGCGGAUGCGAAGAGUGAGACGGCGUCGUUGAUGAGGGUGCAGACGCUGGGUGGGAGGAUAAAGAGUCCUGAGGAUGGCGAUCCGGUUUAUAUGUUGGCGGCUUUUAGGGGGGACAAGUUGCAUCUUUCGCCUGUUUCGGCUGUUGUGCAGUUACAUCCGCAGCUUCAUCACCUUGAUGCUUUGGAUGAGAUGCCUACGAAGGGCAAGGGGAAGGCGAGGAAGGAGGGCGAGGAGGAUCGUCCCGGUGAGAGCGAGGCUAGGGCUAUUGAUGUUAAGAUCAAGGCCGCGGAGGAUGGUGAGGCGGCGCAGGUUGCGGGCAAUCUGGAUCUUUUGAAGAAGAUGCAGGAUGAGAAGUGGAAGGAUUAUGAGUGGGUUGAUGCUGAGACUGAGGAGUCGUGGCAAUUGUACGAGAACUACAUGAUGCAUCAGGAUGUGGAUAGUCUGCCGCAGCUGCAGUCGGCGAUCGAUAGUGAGAGUUAUCUGGAUACGAUGAGUGCGCCGCGGAUUGAUCCUGCACGACCGGAGAUGACGGGCUGGGCUAUGAAACAGAACCGCAUGAAGCAGCGGGAGGAACAGCAGUCUGCUGAGAGGACAACGGAAGGGUGA
Messenger RNA from Aspergillus luchuensis, 954 nucleotides. RefSeq lists its product as uncharacterized. Gene Ontology annotation, cellular component: RNA polymerase III complex; nucleus. The coding region runs from base 1 to 954 and encodes 317 amino acids. The record is from RefSeq and is a predicted model, not a curated record. The transcript has 3 exons. Lineage: Eukaryota; Fungi; Ascomycota; Eurotiomycetes; Eurotiales; Aspergillaceae. Gene Ontology annotation, biological process: DNA-templated transcription.